AUGAAAAUUCCCUUUAAGGAAAAACUUGAAAAGUUGGAUCACAAAAAGGUCCUUAAAAUAUCUCUCGUCUUGGCAGUCUCGGGACUUUUUAUGUCACUCAUCUUUGUACCGACUCUCGUAAAUACAAUUGUAAAGUUCUUGACGAUCCUCAAGCCCGGACGAUUUAUUCGUAGUAAGCACGAGAAACCUGUUGUGUUCAGAUACAAAAUCUUUUUGUGGAAUGUUACGAAUCCCGAUGACAUUAUGUAUAAUCGUGCGAAGCCCAAAUUACAAGAAGUUGGUCCCUAUGUAUUUGAACAAACGAAACAAAAAGUUGAAACUUUCGACAACGACACGGAAGACAGUUACUCCUUCGACCUCAUUAACGUAUAUCGCUUCAGCAAAGAACUCAGCUAUCCUCUAACUGGCGAAGAGCAACUAAAUAUGUUAAAUUUAGUCCUUGUUAGUGGCAUGGUCAAAAUUUUCGAGGAACGUCCGCAUUUGUUAGACACUGUAAUGCGAGGCAUGGACUUGGUAUUUGACAACCCAAAAUCUAUCUUUCUGUCCAUGACAGCAGACGAAUUUAUUCACAACGGAAUUUUUCUCAAUUGUGACCAGCACGAGUUUGCAGGAAAGGCUGUUUGUGCGGAAUUCCGCGAUACAAAAACCCUCAAAAUGAUCGACGGUGACAAAACUCGUCUGCGAUACAAGUGGUUCGAUAAGCUAAACAAUUCUGUUCAAGCACGUUAUACGCUGCUACGUGGCAAUCGCGACACGAACGAUAUCGGAAGAAUAAUUAGAGUUAAUGACGAACCAAUGCAAAAUAUUUAUAAACACGAUAGCAAGUGUAAUGUAAUUAACGGCACCGAUAAAACCUUUUUUCCGCCAUUUCAACGGAAACGCGAAACGAUUUGGGUGUAUUCGCAUGACGCAUGCAUUUCAUUUCCCAUGGUUUACUCGCAUUCGCAGUUUUUGAAAGGGGCUCACACUGCUUUCAAGUCACUUUAUUUGUCGGAUCCAUUGAUGAGUCCAAAUUGCAAUUGUAACCCAUAUACCGGAUGCAAAAUUCCCAAAGGUACGAUAGACAUGCAUUCCUGCCUCGACAUUUUUGUUCUUGGAAGUUUUCCGCACUUUUAUUUGGCCGAACCGAGUAUUUUUGAGACCAUUGAUGGAAUGGAACCCCAAGAAAAUAUUCAUCGAACUGGAAUUUUCUUUGAUUUGUUGACAGGUGUUCCAGUUCUCUCUUUGGAGCGUUUUCAAGUGAAUUUUCGUCUUAAGCGAAUUCUGAAAUACCCAAUCAUGGCAAAUCUACCCUACGAUGUUUGGAUUCCUGCGUUUUGGUAUGAAGAGACCUUCACUCCGUUGAAACCUGAUUUGGCACUCAUGGUUUUCAGUCAAAUAGCAAAGUUUUUGGGAAUCUUUAGUGGAUAUAAUCUAUUUGUCAUUGGAUUACUGGGAUGUGGUCUGGCAGGUGCCAAACAUUUCUUAACGAGAAAUCACAGUCAACCUUUGGGCAUUAGUACCAUACAACAAGUAAAGUCGGUAGAAACGGAAAAAGCUGACGAAGAUGAGAACGAUGUCUCAGAAAUGAAUAAUUACAAUAGAAUCAACUACAUGCCAUAA
Culicoides brevitarsis is the source of this 1602-nucleotide messenger RNA. Its product is annotated as sensory neuron membrane protein 1-like. Bases 1 to 1602 code for a protein of 533 amino acids. Gene Ontology annotation, molecular function: scavenger receptor activity. The transcript has 6 exons. Gene Ontology annotation, cellular component: membrane; cytoplasm. Lineage: Eukaryota; Metazoa; Arthropoda; Insecta; Diptera; Ceratopogonidae. The record is from RefSeq and is a predicted model, not a curated record.